AUGGUCAGUUUUGACGUGGCAUCUUUAUUCACUAACGUACCGGUAGCGGAAACUAUUGAUAUAAUAAAACAACACCUUAUUGUUAACAACUUACCUACUGAGUACAUAAGUCUGAUUGAAUUUUGCCUCAAGAGUGGCUAUUUCCUCUGGCGAGGGGAUUUUUAUCUGCAAGUGGAUGGAGUGGCGAUGGGCUCGCCAAUAGCGCCGGUGGUGGCCAACAUAUUUAUGGAACAUUUCGAGAAGGAAGCGUUGAACAGUGCGCCAGUCAAACCUAGAUACUGGCUGAGAUACGUAGACGAUGUGUUUGCUAUAGUUUCCAGACGAGGCAUAGGGCAGCUACUGGAUCACUUGAACGAAAUACAUCCUAGGAUACGCUUUACGACGGAGGAGGAAAAAGAUGGAACCCUCCCAUUCCUAGAUGUAUUAGUGAAGCGUGAAUCGAGUGGAUGUCUAGUGCACACGGUGUACAGGAAACCGACGCACACCGAUCGGUACCUAAAGGCGGAUUCCCAUCAUCAUCCGUCUCACCUAUCGUCCGUGCCACGCACUCUCAUCAAUCGUGCACUUCGCUUAUGCGAUCCUCAGUUCGUAGAGUCGGAACUGACGCAUGUGAGACGAGUUCUUGAGGACAAUGGCUAUAAAUGGAGACAAAGCCUUAGGCUAGCAAACACGACCAGUAAGACACGGCCUCAGGUUGUGGAGCGAGUCCCGGCAUAUCUACCGUAUAUGCGGAGGGUGACGGAUAAGAUUGGACACUUGUUACGCCGCAAGUAUAGUAUCAAGACAAUUUUCCGGCCCCUUACGCAGAUAAGGAGAGUUUUACGUUCGCCGAAAGAUCGUACCCCCUUAGAUGGCCCAGGCGUCUACGAAAUUCCAUGCGAUUGCGGCAAAAGUUACAUUGGGGAAACGGGGCGCAACAUUAACACCAGGCUCUCAGAGCACAUUCGUUGCAUGCGCAAACUCGAUAGCAACACGUCAGCGGUUGCGGAACACGCCCUUACCUCCAACUCUCAUUACAUUAGGUUCGAUCGAGUGAAAGUCUUGGCUCGUGACAAGGACUUUGUGUCACGUAAGUUACUCGAAGCCAUUGAAAUCGGACGUCGACCUAAUUUUAACAGAGAUAAGGGUUGGUCUCUGUCUCCGGCGUGGGAACCCGUGUUGCUGAGAUCGAAGCAGAAGAACAACGAAGAUGGUGUUGAAUACGUGUCGGACAUCGUCAGUACGUUUUGCGCCCCGUUUAAUGUUAACAACAACAGUGACUCAUCAAUUUUGAACUCGUCGACAUCGCCGUCGCCGACGCACGCAACGGCCACUGCGCCCCCCGCGCCCGCCGCCCCCUCGAGCCGCGCGCUACGCGCUAUGGCCCGCAAUAAGACGUAG
This is a messenger RNA of Papilio machaon (common yellow swallowtail), 1380 nucleotides long. RefSeq lists its product as uncharacterized. The transcript is spliced from 2 exons. NCBI's taxonomy places the organism in Eukaryota, Metazoa, Arthropoda, Insecta, Lepidoptera, Papilionidae. Bases 1 to 1380 code for a protein of 459 amino acids. The record is from RefSeq and is a predicted model, not a curated record.